Messenger RNA from Anolis sagrei ordinatus, 3289 nucleotides. RefSeq names its product solute carrier family 35 member A4 (gene SLC35A4). Gene Ontology annotation, cellular component: Golgi membrane. Gene Ontology annotation, biological process: pyrimidine nucleotide-sugar transmembrane transport. NCBI's taxonomy places the organism in Eukaryota, Metazoa, Chordata, Lepidosauria, Squamata, Anolidae. The record is from RefSeq and is a predicted model, not a curated record. Gene Ontology annotation, molecular function: pyrimidine nucleotide-sugar transmembrane transporter activity.
AUGUUGUUGGACAGAGGUUGUUCUGUUGGUCGCUUGGUGAAUCUUGUUGGUGUUCUCUUACCCGAGAAGGUCCUGUGGGGCCUGAUGCUGAUUCUGUCUGUUGUGAUAUAUGGCUCCCAUGCUCCACUCUUGACUCUUUGUAAAGAAAAUGGCCAGAUCCCAUUCAGUGCCUCCUCUGUGGUAGUUUUGAUUGAGUUAACAAAGCUAGCACUUUCCUUAGUCUUUUUGCUCAUCUGGGACUGGAAACAACUAAGGAUCUCCAUAUCAUGGUAUCAUGCUGCACCUUUUGCUCUCUCGGCUUUGCUGUAUGCAGCCAACAACAACUUAGUGGUUCAUCUGCAGCUGUUUAUGGAUCCUAGUACGUUUCAAGUACUAAGCAACUUGAAAAUUGGAAGCACUGCUCUUCUUUUCAGUUUUUUCUUGCACCAAAGACUGACUCUACGCAAGUGGCUAGCCCUUGGCCUACUGACAGCUGCUGGAGCAUUCUACACAUAUGGAGGCCUGCAGGACCUAGAGCGCUUGCCUUCCUCUGACACACAGCUGCACAUUACUCCCAUUGGCCUGCUGCUGAUCUUGCUGUAUUGCCUGAUUUCAGGCCUCUCUGCGGUCUAUACCGAAGUUGUUCUCAAGACCCAAGACCUGCCUCUUAACCUUCAAAAUUUGUUCCUUUAUAUUUUUGGUGUUGUGCUGAAUGUAAUUAUCCACCUGGCAAGCAGCUCAGUAGCUGGGUUUCUAGAAGGUUUUUCAUUUUGGAUACUGCUAGUUAUCAUAAGCCAAGCCUUGAAUGGUUUGAUAAUGUCUGUGGUCAUGAAGCACAGUACUAACAUCACUCGACUUUUUGUAAUCUCCUGUUCCAUUAUGGUUAAUGCUUUGCUCUCAGUCCUCCUUUUCAACCUCCACCUCACUGUCUUUUUUUCCCUUUCUGUACUAUUGAUUGGCUUGGCUGUUUACUUGUACUAUGGAGUCAAAUAGCUUUGUUGCUUUUGUCUUGUGGAAGCCAUCCUCAGCCCAAGAAGUAUUAUUGAAAACGUAUAAUGGGUGAAAAUAUUGUGGAUCUUCCGAAAAUCACAUCACAAUUGCUUGGGAAUAACUUAUGCCUUUAUUUGUGCACCAUGUGAUUGCACCAUCACACACCCCUCCAGUUGCUGCUUAAUUUUGACAGUGUAGCAGCACAGUAGGGAAGGGUGGACCAUUGGAGACAAACACUUGUUUUCUGCAUUUCUGAUAUAAUCUAUUUAUAUAUUUAGAUCUUGUUUUGCCCCAUACAGUGAACAUAGCACUUUCGUUUUUUGCUGUUGAAUAUUUUGCACAAUCUGUUACAAUAAUAACAGAAUGGCAGAGUCAUAUUUGAUAACCUCCCACUUCCUUGCAAUAUGCUGCCUACGUAAUGAUGAUUCUCCAAAAGGGAGUGCUUUCUCAAUGGACUACAGUAGAAUUGUUAUCUCCCAAGCUUUCAUCUCUGUUUAUGUGUAACUUUCUUAUCCACUCAAUUUUUAUUUGGAAAGAGGGCUAUCUGAACAGGGUUACCUGUUAUCGAUUCUCUUGUCGGGCAGAUCAUGGCUUUUGUCAUUCUCUUUCCCACAGAGCUUCCAGUCUAGUUAUCUGAUAAAUGUCAAACUUGAUAAAGUGCCUUUUAUAGAUUGUCUUCUGGCUUUUACUGUUUGUUCCUGAACGAAGCCAAGGCUCCCAUACACAAAAUGACAAGAGCUGAAAUCCUUCAAAAAUUGCAGCCAGGUUUUCCUAACGCUUUGCUCUUUCCUUCUGAAAAACUUUGCCCAAUAUGACUCUCUUUUCCCUUUCAUCUGAAUUUGAAAAUUUUCCUGAAUAAGCAGUGCAUCAUAUCUGUUUGCUUUUUUUAAGCUUAUGCAUGCAGUGAACAUUUGUUUUUAUUCAAAUUGGUUUUUGGAGAUACUAUGUAAUGCCUCAUCAUUGACCAAGCAACCCUGACUCAUCUCCCUUUACAGUUAUUAAACUGUACAGACAGAUUCUGACAUGGGUAGCAUUUCUGUUAUCACCCAACCAAGAUUUCCCAUUUGCAUUGCCACUUUCCCUGGAGCAAAUACAGGCAAUUAAUGAAGUAGAUGUGUUCUGCUUCGUUACUUAGUCAAUGGAAAAUUUGAAACGAGGUGAUUGAGGUCAUAAGCUGUCACAGAUUUCUGGACAUUUUCAUGACACACCAUUUAAGAAAUGUGCUAAAUAGCACAGCUGAGCACAACCCUUAGGCAUGACCUUGUCAUAAUAAAAGUCACCAUCAAAGUGGAAACCAAAGAGAUUAAAGUCAUCAGGAAACAGAAUGAGGAUUUCAUACCAUGUUUUGCCAGGAGUUCAGCUACCCCAAGGCAUCUUUUUAUUCAAAACUAACAAUAUGCAUAUGUGAACUGGUCAUGGAAGCCUUGCAUUAGUCAAUAAAAUUCUCUACCUGCUAGAGACCACUUUAAGCUUUUCCCCCAACAUAUAUCCAGGGGUGGCUUUUUCUUUCACCAGCCUCCACUUUUCUUAUUUCCAUUUUGGUGGCCAAAUAUAUAUCCGUGCAUUUAUAAUAUUUUGAGGUGGUUGAUCUGUUCUAUUUUUCUUUAGUUUGCCUAUUCAUGCAUGCCCAGUAAGGGAUUCAAGAGGUUGGCACACAAGGUAACAGUGGGAUUUCCUAGAGAAGAUUCCCACCCUUCUUUUAGGUCAAACUUUGUUUUUUGCAUUGUUUACUACAAGCACAUGGCUAGAACGCAAUGAUGAAAGCUUAUAUUUCUCCAGCAAUCUUUUACCAUCCUCCCAAUAUCCAGGCUGUUAAAAGAAACACCUUGCUAGACAGGAGAGAGAGGAGACAAGGGUCCCACAGGCAUUAAAGUAUCUGUAAAAAGUAGUUUCACUGUCAGAGUGUUUGUUUACUGAGCUGUGCCUGUAAUAAAGAUUAGAAAUGUUCUUGCUGUCAAAUGCCUUGUCUGCAGCAUUGUCAAUUGCAGACAAAUUUAACAAAAUAAGACUAGUCACUCAACCUCUUAUACUCCAGUACCAAUGUUGGAAACUGUAACAAAGGAAGAGAACUGAUGAGUAGUCACUCUGAAUUAGAGUUGUGAAUAUACAGGAUUCCUGGUUGCAAUUCUACCUUAGCAUUCUUUGGAGGGUGAGGGUGUUCUACUUUCACAUUUUGGGAUGUGUGUGCUAUCUUACCCAUCAUUUUAACACUUUGAAGAACCAGUGAUGGAAUUGUAUAUACUCAGGUUCAAUUAGUAUCAAUGCUAUGCAUCAAUGUCUGAUAUGGAAUAAUAUUAAAAUAUUACCAGGGUUGUUUUUA